This is a messenger RNA of Caenorhabditis auriculariae, 9458 nucleotides long. NCBI's taxonomy places the organism in Eukaryota, Metazoa, Nematoda, Chromadorea, Rhabditida, Rhabditidae. The record is from the annotation of a GenBank genome assembly.
AUGUACUCAUCUAUAAAAUCAUUAGGAUAUCUGAUCGAAAAUAUCCAGAACGGUUUUUUUUGCAGGGAGUUUGUUUCAUGAUGAAUUUUUGAACUUCCUGUCUGGUUCAAAGGGUUAAAUAGUCACUUUCACAUUCAUAUACAGCUCGUAAACAGUGUUUCGCGUAAAAAUGAACAUAGAGAGCUAUUUUUCAAGUUUUUGAAAGAAGAUCGAAGACCGAAAUAACAAAGCAAUGGUCUAUCACAAGGUUUUUCAAAAAUUUACUUUUUUAUAAAGCGCUGUUAAUAAAACUUUUUUUAUAAUAGAAUUCACGUUUAAAUUUUCUGUUAAAAGAGCAAAAAUCGUAUUUCUUGAUGGAUAUUUCUAAUAAUAGGGCCCGAUUGCGAAAGGCUUUGCUGUAUAAACUUGGCAAUAUUGACUAUCAAAUCAUUUGAAACCAAAAAAAGUUGGAAAAUUUAAAAAGUGAGCAGUAAACUAGGUAAUGUUAAAUUUAAUGUAUAUUACUAAAAAAAACUAAAAAAAAAAGCAGAGUACGCAAGAUGCGCGCGAACUUCCAGUGUCUGAGCCGUUCAUUUUUUUUUCCUCCGCUGAUGUUACGCUACCACUCUAAAUUUAGUUUGUAGAAAGCGCCGGCAGUUCUGUUGUUUGCGCUUCCGAAACGAUAUUUUUUGAACUGCUCCCACUCUUUGUACGUUUUCAUUAUGUUACUCUGGAUUUUCCUUUACUCGUGAAAACAACUCCCCAAUCAACAGAGAGAAAGAGGGAGAGAGAGAACUUGUUUGGACAAGAGGCGGUUUUUUCGAAUUAGCUGACAGGACUGUCGCUCGCCCUGGCUCACCACAAGUCUUUGUCUUCGUCGGCACGGCUUCCGGACGCGCUCGCCUUGUGCUUGAAGGCGCGCAUGGAGGCCAAGGAGUUUGAAUUCCGGCCGGCCAAGGAGAUGACCCGCUCCAAGAGCCCUGGCGUAAUCGGCCGUCUCAGCAACUUUGCACGCAGCAAAACGCGCCAUUCUCUCACUGAGAAGACGGCCAACGGAGUCGGUGAACGACCACGAAAGGUGCACUCCAUGUCUUCUACAAAUGCCAAAGAAAAUUUUAUUAGCUCGAUUUUUCUUCAUUAAAAAAAAUUAUGAUUUGCAAAAAAAAUAUAAUGAACGAGAGCAGCACAUGGUUAACACAUAGAUCUUCCUCAAAUAUAUCAAAGAAACUUGAAUAAUAAAAUUUUGCAGGACUUGCAAAAGGAAUUUCAACGAUGCCGUGAUAACCAUGAUUUUCGGUUAGAUUUGAGCUCGAACGAGGUUUUUUUUUGUCUCUUCCCUAGCAGUUUCAAUUUUGGUUUCUCAGAUAACCUCAAUUCCUGCCUCAAUUCGUGAUUUAACACAACUGACGGAGCUGUUUUUAUACAAGGUGAACUGAAUUAUUAUUUCUCCAUUAAUCUACUUUCCAGAACAAGUUAACUUCGUUACCAUCGGAAAUCGGCAAUCUAGUGAACCUAAAAAAGUUGGGCCUUUCGGAAAAUUCGCUCUCAUCGCUGCCCGAAAGCCUUCUUGCCUUGACACAACUCGAAACUCUCGACUUGAGACAUAAUAAAUUAACUGAGGUUAGAAUUUCUGAUAUUUGUUACGGAUGUAGAUAUGCUUUCUCAUCGUUGAAAGGAAAAGAACAUUGAAAAAAAAAUGCUAACUUUGUUUCUCCCCCUUUUUUCCUAUCACAUAUAAGUAAUUUAGAGGCCUUUAGGAUUUUCUUUUUUUUUUGCAUUUUCGGCGGUAGUUUAUUACUUUUUAAACGUUUUCAACAAUUUUGAAAUUUCUUAAAUCUUCCAUUGUUGUGUCCGAAGGUGGCAAGUGAAGACGUUGUAGUAGAAUUUAUUAGUAACAAGAAACUAGACUAUACUAGACUAUUUACAAUAACAAACAAGGGGUUAUAUAGUGCUGAGGGAAGAUGCUCCAACAUCCAUAGAAGGCUUUUUUUUGAUUUUCAGCUUUUUUGUACGCGUAUUUUUCUCUCCAUACCCAGAAAUAACAGGUUGUAUGAAAAAAAAAACCAGCGAAUUUUCAAACGGCGACUUUUUUCAUAUCGCUAGGGAACUUUCCGACGAAUCUUUUUCCGACUUUUUUUUUCUCGAAAAACUCUUCGUUUUGAAUCUUCCUAUAAGACGUAGGUAGUUGAUUCAUGAUUAUAACAAAAAGAAAUAGGAAACAAAACGAAAAUAGAUAUUUUAUAAACCGAAGAACAUAAGAGAAAAAAGUCGGAAAAGCGUUAGUCGGAAACUUCGCAGUUAGAAAGUUCCCUAGUAUAGUUUCGAAAUUUGACCGUUCAAUCAAUAUUCUUUCAACACGUCAUAAUAAAUGGUCAUUGGUCUAACGGUGGAUUUUCAACAUUUCAGCAUGUCACUUCAGAGUGACACUUUGGUUUUUGACCGUUCAAAAUGUCACUUCGAAAAUGGUCGAUCAGUUUUUGACCGUUCGAAAGGUCACUCUUAAAAUGGUCGGUCGCUUUCGUAAAUUUCAGAAACUGGUCGGUCAACGGUCUAAUUGGUCGAACUUUCAAAUUUUAGAACACUAUUCCCUGGCUAUAUGAAAAAAUCGGAAGUCGCCGUUCAAAAAUUCGCUGGAUUUUUUUUUCAUAUCACCAAAUAACAAACAUAUCAUUUGCAUUUUAGCAUGAAACCCUGUUAAAUCUUGUUUUUUAACUUUUGGUUUUUAUUUUCGACAGUAGUACAGAAGAAAAGUAAUUAAUUUGGAAUAUGCUUGCUUGUGCGGAAAGACGAGAGAAUUGCAAAAAGAAAAAAAAAAUUGCAAUCAUACACGGGAUAGUCUCGGGGUCGGACCUGAAAAGGGGGAGGGAACUUGGCAAAAAAUCGAGAAAGGGGGGGGGGAUCGGAAAAAAAAACGGUUUUCAUUUUCGGAUUCAGCACCACGCGCGCCAGCUUCGGGUAUCAAGUCACUCUCUGCAGACUAUUCUCCCACUAGUUGACAUAUAAAAGUCGAACUAGACUAAUUCGAUGGCGCUGAAUCUGAAAAAUAACAACGAGUAUAAGAUACAAAAUAUAAUAAUUGCUCAUUUUUCAAUUGAUUGGCAGAUGCGAUUUUUUUUUCUUAGUUAAAAUUAUUGAAAAAAAAGGCUGUCGCCAGUCAUGCUCCUCCCAUGCAUGAUUUCAAUUUUUCUCAGAUACCGCCCGUGAUUUUUCAAAUCGAAUCUCUGGAGACACUAUGGCUGCGCUACAAUCGCCUCGUUUCUGUCGGCGAGAACAUUGGAAACCUGAAAAAGUGAAAUUUUUAGAUUUUUUUAUUCGAGUUUAACAAAUACUUGUAGAUUGAAAAUGCUGGACAUUCGAGAGAACAAAAUUCGAGAUUUGCCGAUGACCAUCGGAAAACUGAGGUCUUUGGUUGUUUGCCUUGUGUCCUACAAUCACCUCUCCCAUAUGCCGGAAGGUCAGGCUAACAACAUUUCUAUCUUGAAAAUUAUCUUUUCUUGUCGGUCUUUGAAACAUGCAGACGGUCGUCUGCCAAAUCCUAUUUAUGAGACUAUUCAGUUACUUUGAGUGUGAAAUCUUUCCCUUUUCUGCAAAAUCCGAUCAAAAGGGGCAUUCACAUGUAAUUUCAAGCAUACGUUGGAAACUGGAGGACAGUUUGCUUAUUUUUUUUUUUAUUAAAAUGGAGUGGGACAUUAGUUAGAAAAUUAUUUUCAACGGGCUAUAAAAAAAAUUAAAUUUAAAAAUUACUUAUCUGAGAAUGUUUGAUAAGUUUUUAGAAAUCGGCGAAUGCACGUCGCUAACCCAGCUCGAUCUGCAACACAACGACCUGACCGAUUUGCCAAACUCUCUGGGAGAUUUGAAGAACUUGAUUCGCAUUGGGAUCAGGUCUGUAGACUUUGAACCGAAUCGGAUAAGACUAACUUUCUAGAUACAACAAAUUACGCUCAUUGCCUCCGUCCUUGGAAAACUGCACGCAGCUGGAAGAAUUUAUCGUUGAAGGCAAUCAUUUGCAGAGCCUGCCGGUCGGUAUUUUUUUUUUUUUUUUUGGUAUUUCUGAGAGAGGAAGCUGUUUGAAUGAAAAUGAGAAAUGAUGUGUGAACCACAGUUAUAGGUAGCCCAUUCAGCGCUAGCUCCUCAAGAUUUUCGUUUUUUUUUUUCUGAGUUAGAGAACCUCUCGAUGCGCGCGAUAUUUGUCUCUGCCUGCGCCUUUGAUAUAACGGAAAUUUUCGGCCGGGUUGUAAAAAGUUUCUUUUUAGUUGCCUCUUUUUUCAUGGGCUCUUAUGCAUCAUUUUUUUUUUUUCGCUUCUCCUUUGUUCCGCCAUUUUUUUGAGCCUUAAAAGUUCUAAACAAAAAAAAACUUUGAACUUGAGCCUAACGAAAAUACAUUGGCAAAGUCGGAAAGGGUAGAAAAAGGCUUCAUAGAAAUGUUCUUUAUUGGCUCUUAUGAAUCAUUUUAGCUGCCUCUCCCUUUUUCCACCAUUUCUUGAGCCUUCAAAAUCUUAGAAAAAAUAUAAAAGACUCGAUAUAGGGAUCACUUUUGCUGCCUUUCUGCGGAACUUUUUGAGCCUCUCCUUUUUAGCGGUCAUUAUCCACCAUUCUGAUUUCGCCCGCGUAGUAUGCUGUUGGAUAGCACCGGGAGCAGAGAUGGGCGAAACUGAAUUUUUAAAUUGCGGAAGGCUAAACCAUAAACUUUUCUGCGGAAUACGGAAAACCGCACUUACGCAAAAAAUUUAUCUAUUUUUCGACAUUUAGCGAGCGGGUGAAAACAAAUUAUUAAACUGUGAAAAGAUCAAAAGGUAUCAAAGAUUUUUGAGAAAUCGAAACCGCGGAAAUUAAAAUUAUGCUGGAAAUUUUUUUCUUUUUUUCGCGCAACGCGGAAUUCCGUCCAUCUCUUACCAGGAGCUAUUUCACGCCGUCUUUUAUUUAUCGAUUUCCUGUGUGGAGAUAACUUGAUCGUUUCUCAAACACCUGGUAUCAGUAAACUAUUAAGGAUGCGAUGUUGACCAUGCUUCCCAAACUGCACACGGUAAACUUGUCACGGAACGAACUAACCGCUUUCCCUACAGGUGGUCCUCAGCAGUUCUCUUCAGCCGUGGUUUGUUUUUUUUUUAGAAUUUUCUUUCUUCAGUUUUUUAUUUCAUUAAAAACGACAAAAUUUUGGUCUUCAUUUUCAGACGAUCAAUGUGGAACACAAUCAAAUCAGCAAAAUACCGAUCGGUAUUUUUUCCAAAGCGACGGGGCUCAACAAGUUGAACCUGAAGGAAAAACGAACUUUCCUCGUUACCACUAGGUCUCAACUUGGACUUUUUUUUUUCUUUUUAUUAUCAUAAUCGCUCUUUUUCCAUUCGAAUUAGAGAAACGGCACGAAAUUUCUUCUUUUUAGUUGAGUUUUAUCCCAUCGAAAUCAGCAUAGAAUCUAUAAAGAAACUUAAGGAAGUUUUUUGACUUUUUUUUUAUUUAAAAGGUGAAGAAGUGAGUUCAUAUUUCUAGUCGGGUGAAAUAAUGCAUAUCCUUUUUAUUUUUCUGUUCAACACUUGCGAGAAAAAAGUUUCUGAAAGGCUGUUCCCAUUAGGGAGAAAGGGUGUCUUUUGUACCGUUUGAUAUAUAAUUUGCAUCAUUUUACCCCCUUUUUUAUAAAAAAAAUCACAAAAUUUCGUACCGGAAAUUCCGUUCUCGGAGCUAAUUUUGGCAAACUUUGAAUAAAUGAAACUACGGCUGAAUUUCUUUUGUGUUAUUUUUAAGGUUUUGACAGGAGACUUCAUUUGUUCAGUCAGCGUAAGCAACUUAUUGAGUACUUUCCUAGAGGCGAAAAGACGUUCUUGCAACUGUAAUGAUUUUUCUUUUCCUUUUUUUUUCAUCGGUUUAAUGAAUGUAAAACAUGCAUUUCUUUCUAGCCAACAUAUGAUGAUGAUAUUUAUCGAAAAAAAGAGCAAGUUCCAGACAUGGGAUCAUGGACGUCAGUAACGGAACUGAACUUGUCGACGAAUCAAUUGAAAGUUCUACCCGAAGACAUUGAAAAGCUUGUUUGUUUCAAUUACCUUUCUUUAGCCAACUGCAUACGGCGUUUCACAUUCGUUUUUUUUUGCUCUGGAAAAAAAACGCCUUUUGCUUUCCAGUCGAGUUAUAAACCCUCCGAGAUACGAACAGCUUUUCUUUUACCCACUUAUGGUAAAGUAGGAAGCUUUGUAUAAAUCGGCUGGAAGAAAAUAAAUGUAAAACUUUUUGAAGUCAACAACGAAUUUCUUUAAUUUCAGGUGAAUCUAGAGAUUCUGGUAUUGUCGAACAACCAGUUGAAGAGGUUACCAUCGCAAAUAGGCAACCUGAAAAAAUUACGUGAGCUCGACCUCGAGGAGAACGAUUUGGAAUCGAUUCCCAGCGAAAUCGGCUUUCUUCAAGUCCUCACCAAGCUCUGGCUCCAGUCCAACAAGCUUUCCUCUCUCCCGCGCUCUAUCGGCAACCUCUCGGCCUUGCAAGAUUUGCGUGUCGGCGAGAACAAUCUCUCAGUGAUUCCCGAAGAAAUUGGUGAGAUUCACUUCAUAUUUUCAACUUAAAGGCAUAGGGGCAGUAAAAGAUGGGGUUUCAGGUGAAAGCAGUAUCUUAUACAGUAAUUCUUUUUUGCGAAUCGAAUGGUGUACUCAAAAUAAUUACAGAUGUGACAACUUUAGAAGAAAAACGCUGUUUUACUUUCCGGCCAUUAAUUUUGAAAAAAGCUUUGGGUCGGUAUGCAGACAACUGUUUACAGUAGCGGUGCACGCGAUGUUGCAGACGUCCCACUAAACUCGCAUUUUGUGAAAAAUAACAGGAUUUAUGCUUCAAAUUAAGGGUUUCCUUUCUGAAAAACAAACAUUUAGUCAAACAAAAAACAAACACCGAUAAUAAAGAAAACACAAAAUAUCGCUAUCUCAAUCGAAACCUGUGUAAAGCCAUCAUUUUUCAUCAGAGAAGCAUUUUUGCGUUCAAAUUUGCAAAUUUACCAUGAAUAGAAAGCUUUUAUGACAAAAAGAACUUUGGGAAAUAGCCGUUAGAGAAAGGAAAAGAUCACUAAAAUUUGAAGAGUCAGAAAUCAUUUUGCAUUUCGCGGAAUCAAAUUGAACACGGCAUAGAGAAACUUUACUGCAAAGCGCCCUUUUCGCGGGAACUCAAACUUUCCUCUCUCCGACUUUGAACUAUUUUUUUUUCCAAAACUAGGUAGUUCUUUACGUUUCCAAGUUCAUCGUUCUAUUUGCAAUGAAAAGCUCUACAAAGUACUGCUUUGAACUGAAGCACCGUUUUUUACUGCCCCUAUGCCUUUAACACGAGACUUUUCGGAUGUUUCUACUCACUGAGUUUUUUGUUCUACUGGAAUACAUCGAAUAAUUUUCGUUUUAGGCAGAUUAAUCGUUUAGAAAGGGGAAAACCUAAGCCUUUAAAAACCUAGAAAAAAUGAAAGACUCGAUAAAGGGACUCAUUUUGCUGCCUUUCUGCGGCCUUUUUUGAGCCUCUCCCUUUUACCGGCCAUUAUCCACCAUUCCGACUUUACCCGAUUAUUUUGAAUGAAUUAGACUUUUGAAUUAUUUUGUUCAACACGAUUCCUAAUGAUGAUUUGAAAACAAAAGCCACGUAGAUUAUGAAAAAUUGAACUUCAAAUAAGUUCAUAAAAAAUUUUUUGCGUAAAAUCUUCCCUAUGUGUGAUCACUUUCACGAAUUCGAAGAAAUUAUUAAGUUCAAUGUAACGUCGCCUUCCAUUCAAAUCUUUGCAGGUCAUCUGGACGCGCUCAAAUCGCUUUACCUCAACGACAACGCUUCGCUGCACAGCUUACCAUUCGAAUUGGCACUUUGCACGUCGCUCGAGAUAAUGUCGAUUGAGAACUCUCCGCUAUCGCAGAUUCCUCCGGAAAUCACCGCUGGAGGCCCAAGCCUCGUAAUUCAGGUUCGGCGUUGAUCAAAUUGAUAGUCUGGUAAAUAGUUUUCCGGCUGGAGUGUGUAAAUGCCCAGAGCGCAAGUGGAAAUCUUGUCGCAGUGAAACUUGAGAUGGUACGAAAAAAUCACAAGUCCGCAAAUCUUGAAGGUCGUAAGUCUGUGUGCGCAAAUCUCGAAGCUCAUAAUCUUGGAAACCACAAAACGAUUUGGAAAAAAAAUCAUCGCUUUGGCGAAUAGAUUCUAUCAGGAAUAGUGUUCGUUGAUCAAAAAAAAAAAAUAAUAUAAGAGAAAGUGCAAAAAAAAAAACGCAAAUGGGAGCUUUUUGCUUUCCAAGAUUAUGGGCUAUGAGACCUGCGUACGCAGGCCUCAAGAUUUGCGGACUUGAGAUUUUGUCGUACCAUCAAACCUGUCGUUUUUGGUGUAUAUUUACGAUAGAUUAACUUAGUUUGGGGCUUCGGAGCGAAAACAACUUUAAAACGUUGAUUUGCGAAAUAGGAUAUGAUAUCAAAAAAUACGCGCGUGUGAUGUGUUCAAAGAGAUUUCCUGAAAAUCAAAACAUCUAUCAGAGAGUAAGAAAGAUAACUCAAUUUUGGAGAGUCAGAAAGGUUUAGAACUUCGCGGAAAUUACUUUGAACAUCACAUAAAGCGGAAAAUUGAUUCGGUGUAGGUUUUCUUGUAAGGUGGGAGGUAUAAAAAAGUCAUUGUUGAAUGACUAUUUAAAAAAAAUAUUGAAACAAGUUUCGAUAGCAUCGGUUCGAUGGUCGCAAAACUGCGUGUGACGUUAUCACGUGUCUGCGUACUGCUCGCAAAAAACGCGAUUGCAAACUUUUUCCCGCUUCAAAGUAAUUCCGUCGAUUUCGAAACUGACGCGGUAUUCGUUUAAAAUGAUUUUGCGCAACAUAGUCCGUUCAGAUUUUGAAUUCAAGCGUCGCACAAGCCCUUGGCGCGAUGAACCCAUCAGAGAGCGAGGCAUAUACAGAGCGUUUUCGAACGAUGUCAUCCAAUAUUGUGGACUAUAUCGCAGCGAGAGUUAUGCUAUACUGCGGCUCCACCGCGAGCAAUAUCUCGGACCUUGGUAACUCGAACGGGACGUGUCCGGGAAUUUCUAGUGACUACUUUAGUAACUUCACCGCUUUCAAGUGAUCCCUAUAAUUGCUCAGAAACGUCCGGAGCACGUCCGUUUCGCGUUACAAAUGUCCGAGAUCGCUCGUCUCUCGCUGCUACCUCGCAAACGCGCUUUAUCGCUCUCUGAAAAAUUUCCCUUCAAAAUAAUUUUUUAUUUCAAUCUGCUUCAUCAUAAAAGUCAAAAAUAAAGCAAAAAAAUUGUUUUUAAAUUCAAAGUACCUGAGAGGUAGCGAUAUGGCAGCGAGGCUUUGACGAGGUCGCAGCAAGAAGCUUUGGCUAUAUCGCCUGCGGCCCGCUGCGAUAUAGGCAAUUACGUUGGGUGGUUAUUGAACUUGACGAUCAAAAUCUGAAAAUUUUCUUCACAGAAGAAAUUCAGUGUGCACACUGUACAUAAGAUCGUUUUUUUUUAGUAUCUCAAGAUGCAGGGUCCGUAUCGGGGCAUCGUUCUUGCCCAGUAA